This is a messenger RNA of Daucus carota subsp. sativus, 720 nucleotides long. Its product is annotated as protein MAIN-LIKE 1-like. The transcript has 3 exons. The coding region runs from base 1 to 720 and encodes 239 amino acids. Gene Ontology annotation, biological process: meristem maintenance; meristem development. The record is from RefSeq and is a predicted model, not a curated record. Lineage: Eukaryota; Viridiplantae; Streptophyta; Magnoliopsida; Apiales; Apiaceae.
AUGGAUGCCAUCAGGGACUUAAGUUUUGAUUGCAUAUUUAGGCUAGGACAGUUGAGGCAUGACAGGGGGUUGCUUACAGCCUUGAUCGAGAGAUGGCGUGGAGAGACGCACACUUUCCACCUACCGUUCGGAGAGGCCACUGUCACUCUCGAGGAUGUUCAUCACAUUCUCGGGUUACCCACUGAGGGUGAUCCACUCAUCCUCCGUGGAGAAAGUACCACCGUAGAGGAUAGGCGCGACCUGGUAGGCGAGUUUCUUGGACUAUUACCAGCAGAUGAUGAUGAUGUUAACAGAUCUGGUUUAAAGAUCAAAUGGCUGGUGCAUAACUUCGGGUCCUGUGAGUGGUUGGAUCCAGCGGAUAUAGGUUAUGGUGCACAGGUUUCCUUUCAUGUUUGGGCGCACCUACUAUGCGUUAUUGGAUCAUUGUUCCCCGAUAGCAGCAGGAACCGCGUGCAGCUUGACCUUCUCUGGUUACUAAGGGACAUGGGCAAGCUGCGUCAGUAUAGCUGGGGCAGUGCUGUUCUUGCCUUCCUAUACAGAAAGCUAUGUUAUUCUAGUUGGGCAGGCAAAUCUGAUUUCUACGGCUACGCCACAUUGCUACAGGUGUGGAUUUACGAGCGCUUUCCAUCACUAGCGCCUAGACACGCGGCUGAACCCUUGUUCGAGUACCCACUUACGCUGAGGUGGAAGGCGCCACUUAGCCAUGGUGAUGUGCCGUGA